Messenger RNA from Anthonomus grandis grandis, 1460 nucleotides. Its product is annotated as venom protease-like. The record is from RefSeq and is a predicted model, not a curated record. Lineage: Eukaryota; Metazoa; Arthropoda; Insecta; Coleoptera; Curculionidae. The coding region runs from base 207 to 1352 and encodes 381 amino acids. Gene Ontology annotation, biological process: proteolysis. The transcript is spliced from 8 exons. Gene Ontology annotation, molecular function: serine-type endopeptidase activity.
ACCAUGAUACGUCACAGCCGCACAAAAUCCAAUUUUUAUAUAAAAUAUAUAUCUGCAAUAAGCGGUAUUCCGUACCGACAUUUUCAUAGUUAGCGAGAACCGAGAUAAUUUAACAUCCUGCACCUUCUGCGGCGGUUCGGAUCCGGUUUUAAAUAAAUAUAAAUAAAAAAAAUUUACCGGUACUGGAUGGUGCUUUAACUUUGACAAUGGAGGUUCACGUUUCAUGUUCUUUAACAAUUUUGUUUGAGGUUGUUUCUGUGUUUGUUAAUUUUGAAGCGACGGGACAAGUGCAAGAAGGCCUACCAUGCGAUGUAAAUGGCAUAAGAGGUGAAUGUAUCAGCAUUUACGAUUGCGAGGUGAUAAGCCGGGAGCUUUCUAGGCCAGGUAUUACGCAAGAAACUAGAAAUUUUGUAAAGAGUUUGGCAUGCGGUUUUGCCAAUAACAGGUAUUAUGUUUGCUGUCCAAGCAAUCAACAACAGAGAGGAUUUUCCCCAGUUCCAGAUGAAACUACACCUCAAACUAAUGGUGGAGACAGAGAAGAAUUAUACAGAAGAAAAUUUUUGGUGGCUCCCCAAUGUGGAGUAACGAAUGUCUCUCUGCCUAGAGUUGUUGGAGGGGUACCAACAAAAUUAGGGGACUUCCCUUGGCUGGCUGCCCUGGGCUAUCAAAACAAAGAUAACCCAUCCGUACCAAAAUGGUUGUGCGGAGGAACAUUGAUAACCUACCGGCAUGUUCUGACAGCUGCACAUUGCUUAAGAAAUGACUUAUAUAUAGUACGAUUAGGAGAAUUUAACUUAUAUUCGGAUAAUGAUGGCGCAUCCCCAAUAGAUGUGAACAUAGCAAAUAUAAAGAAACAUGAAGGAUACAGCAAGGCAAGAGCCUCAAAUGACAUUGCUAUACUGACUUUAAAGCGAAACGUUGAAGGCUUUCCCAGAGUUUUGCCAAUAUGUUUACCAUGGGAGUCAGAAUUGAGGACAAAAUCACUUAUUAAUUACUAUUUGUAUGUAAUUGGAUGGGGUAAAGUCCAAUUCCAGGGGCCUUCCAGUGAUAUACCACUAAUAGCUUCUAUUAAAGAACUCCCUACUGAUCUUUGUUCAAAAGCUUACGCGUCACAGGCCGAUAUUGACGACCGCAUUAUGUGCGUUGGCGACUUAAAAUACCAAAAAGAUGCUUGUUCUGGUGAUUCUGGAGGUCCUUUGAUGUUUGGUAAAACCACACCUAAACAGAAAUAUCUUACAUUCUACCAGGUUGCAGUUGUUUCUUAUGGCCAUAAAUGUGCGGAACCAGGAUAUCCCGGAGUAUACACAAGAGUAACGGCAUUCCUUGACUGGAUAGCUAAUAAUUUAGAUUAAAAAUUCUAUUGCUUUUAUCUUUCCAGAAAACAUCAGUAUUUUUAAGACUUUUCAUAUCGUAUCAUAGUUUGAUAGCUAUGUGCAAAAAUAUAUUCAUUUUUUUGUAAA